This is a messenger RNA of Piliocolobus tephrosceles (Ugandan red Colobus), 679 nucleotides long. NCBI's taxonomy places the organism in Eukaryota, Metazoa, Chordata, Mammalia, Primates, Cercopithecidae. The record is from RefSeq and is a predicted model, not a curated record.
CUCCUCAAUUUUGCGCCAAAUCAGCUAGGCAUGUAAAAAGAUUUUCUGAUGGUAUAGCUGGCACUCUUGUUUCACCAGGAGGACCAUGCUGGGUAUCUAACUUGAGAGACGUUCAAGUGAAGCAGGUGGAAGUCUGCUUCUGAGAGAGAAAAGAUACAAGGGCUUCCUGAGAGUGAUGGUAAAAGUUACCGGAAGUAAUGGGAGCAGAGAGGGUUUGUAUCAAGGCUCCUGAAUUCACGCAGGACGAAGCAGAAAUCUAUUCCUUGACAAACAUGGAGGACAGCAUUGGAAUCAAAGGAUGUGAGUUCAAGUCUUGGCUCUUCAGAGUCUCUCAGGCUUGCUCUCAAAUUCUUUUGUGCGGUGAAGUCAAGAAUCUGUACCUGCUCACCAGCAACAAAACCACAGUGAAGGAGCAGAAUGCCUGUCUGACUCACCCUGACAGAUCCGCUAUGGCAGGUCUGCUGUUGUAGAAAAUUCUCCACCCCAGGGGCUUUCUGUCUCUUGCAGGGAAGGCUCAUGAGCAAAUGCUGUCAUUAGCAACCAUGCAUUGUUGAAGACAUAUAGUGAGAAAAUAUGUCAGGCAUUGUUUCAGUGUACCAAUUUUAGUAGAAAAUCAUGAAGAAUUUUUGAGAUAUUAACUGUAGAUUAAAAUAACCUUUAACCUAAAUCCUGAGAAUUU